This is a messenger RNA of Thermothelomyces thermophilus ATCC 42464, 2747 nucleotides long. RefSeq lists its product as uncharacterized. The record is from RefSeq and is a predicted model, not a curated record. Lineage: Eukaryota; Fungi; Ascomycota; Sordariomycetes; Sordariales; Chaetomiaceae. The coding region runs from base 389 to 2419 and encodes 676 amino acids. The transcript is spliced from 2 exons.
CUCCUCCUCCUCCUUCUUAUGUUUUUUUCUAGCUCCGUAGUGUGCCACGCUGACCGUUUGCAGUUCUGACCCGUCGUCGACCACUGAUGCCGUCCUGCGGAGGCUUCGUGCUCUCGAGGAAGCUGUCUUUGGUAGCCACCAGGAUCAGCGGGACUCCAAGGACUAUGAGGACCACGGAGACUACCCACAGAACGGGUACCGCCCGGAUAGGCGUAUUCGGCGGGACCAGACUUCGCAGGCCAGCAGCUCUGCCGACACUCCCCCGCUCACGCUAUCCUCGACAGAAGGGACGACGGUAGAAACGGCAGGGUCGGCAGGGACAGCAGGGAGAGCAGAGACAGCUGCCACAGUAGGCCCCCAGGAGCUGGAGCUCGGCCAUACGGCCACCAUGCCGCUAGGCCGGCUCCGGAACUUUAAGGUCGGCAUCGCCACGCACCGGGCCGGGUACCCCCUCGCAUUCCUCGGCACCUCCGUGCUAGAGAUGGGCGUUAUCUGGAUAAUGUCCCGGUCUGCCGCUGCCACCCUGUUGCAGGACUACCUCGACCACGUCUACCCCCUCCAGCCCAUCAUCCAUGGCCCCACCACCCGGAAACUCCUCGAGGACUUCUACGAUGGGCUCGCCCGCCGAGAUCGCCUCGCGCCACAUACGGCUGCCCUCAUCCUGGCUCUGGCCGCCGCCAGCGCCUACUUUUGGCAGCCCGGCAUCGGGCGUCACAACUACUUCGCCGCCGUCAAGGAGGCCGUCGAGGCCUCCUUCAUCUGGCGCGACUGGGCCUUGGACAUCCUGGUCAACACGGGCCAAGAGCAGGGAACCAGCACCUUCGAGGGCGUCCAGGCCUGGGCCCUGCUCUCCUUUCUGGCCCAGACUGCCGAGGGCGCCUCUCACCGUUUCCGCUUCUUGCACAACUGCUCCCUCGCCGCCGCGCGCGAGCUGUCGCUCCACCUCGUCGACAGCCCGACCAAAGCAGAUCCUGCGAACCGUGCCGGCGACGAGAACCCCGUCAACUGCGAGCUUAAGCGGAGGAUCUGGUGGCAUAUUGCCGUGACCGACUGGCUGCUCGGCUUCGCGGGGGGCCCGACCGAAGGCACGUACUCAGUGCAGCUGCGCCACAUGAGCGUCCGGUAUCCGAAGAACGUGAACGACGACGAGCUGGAGACGCUGAACGACUCGGUCGAUGCGCCCCUCCACCGCUUCACCCAGAUGUCGUACUUUCUCCAGCGGAUCCGCAUCGGCGAGAUAAUCCGGGCCGUUCUCGACGCCAGCAGUCCGGGAGACGCCGACGUGAACAUCUCGGAUUACAACAAGGUCCUCGCCUUCGACCGCCUCUUCGAGCAGGCCCUAUCCGACUUGCCCGCCUUCUUCCGGCGCCAGGACCACCUCCCACCCCGGAGGCCCGACAUGCUUGACCUGCAGCGCGUUCUUCUCCAGCUCGGCCUACUCUCGCGUCGCGCCCGCCUGCACCGCCCUUUUCUCCUGCAGCAACACGGCCGGCAUGGUCGAUCUGGCUUCCACCGUAACCGGUCCCGCGACAUCUGCCUUGAGUCCACCCGCGCCGUUGUCUCCCUCGGGAUCGACAUCAUCCAACGCUCCCUGUACGUUAACCAGGCACCAACAGAAACAGCAACGACAACGACAACUAUGGGCGACCCCGUGCUCAACAAGACGCCUGGCCUCUCGGUCCACCGCCUCGGCCUCAUCAUCAGCCACCUCUCGGCCGCCUGCACCGUCCUGGCCAUCUACACCGGAAGUGCUAGCAGCAGCAAGGGACGAUUCACCGAGGGAAACGGACUGGAGAAUGGAGACGAGGAUGACGACGACCAACUGAACCGGGCCGCCGUGUCCCACGAGCUGGCGCAGGUUUGCCGCGUCCUAGGGGCCCUCGGCACCGAGUCGCCCGUCGCCGCCGAUUUGCUGCGGAACCUGGUUGGCCUCCUGAACCGCUACCGCGCCCCCCCGGUCCAGCAGGGAGUGGCGCCGACGGUAAAUGACAAAAAUGUUGAUGGCAGUGGUGGCGGUACCCGGACUAGAGGCGCUCACUUGAUGAAGGAGGAGGAGAGGGAGCAACAGCAGCAAGGACUGCAGCAACAGCACAACUACCAGCACCAGCAUUAUCAGCAACAGCAGCAACAGCAACAGCAACAACAACAACAACAACAACAACAACAACAACAGCUACAGCAGCAGCAAAUCGUGCCACCCUCAUGGACGCCCGCGAACCAGAUGGACGACGGAGGACGGUUCCCCCUCCCCACUGCGGACGUGAUUCCGCAGCCUGGUCCGCCCGUGAUUCUUGGUGGCGGCGGCGGCGCUCCGCCUCCGUUCAGCCUAGACGGGUUGUGGGACGGCUUCACCAUAGGCUCGAGCGACGACUACACCCAACUAUUCGCUAACUUGGACUAUUAUUGCGGCAUCGCCUAGGAAGCAUAAUAUGGCACUAAUUAUACAUUACAAACGCAUGUGCACACGGACAUAUUUUCUUUUUCUUUUAAGGAGCGCAUAGUAUGUACCUGGGAAAGUAUUGUCUGGGAACAUUAGUAAGGAGAGGGGGUUAAUUGAUUGAUUAAACCUGAUACAGUUCGUUACCUGCAGACGCGUCCAUCAUAUAAGGUUAGAUAAGAUAAGCCCUAUAGAUCCUGGCAAACGGAGGGUUCUUUGUUCCCAUCCUCUACUUAUACAGAGCCACAGGGCUAGCAAACGUAGGAAGGGACACCGAACUUUUGAACUAUCUUGAUUUUACUACAACCUU